ACUAAUGCAUCAAUAAUGAACUGUGUUGUAACUUUGUGGCAAAUACGUACCGGGAAUAUUCAUAGAAACAUCAAAGGACGACGUCAAUUCAUCGCUCACAAGUUCGGAAUUAAAUUACAUUGUACAUAUUACUCACGCAUUGAGCAACUUGUAUAACACUACAAUCGUUUAGACACGCAACUGUUUGUAGAGACCCAAAAUUCGCACAAAGCAUCCCCCAUCGAAUUGGAAACGGUGCCAUCGGCAACGCGUGUCCUUGGCAGGCACGACAAAACGUCAAUGAAAUUUAAUAUUCCGUGUAUGAUAACCCAGUUAUCAUGAGGUAAAACGGAAUAUAAAAACCGGCAAGUGCGGCACGGCAUCCCUCGAGGCCAGUCAAGCCUGCCCGCCCGCCGCCGCCGCACGUAAGCUACAUUUCGCUACGAAGUUGCUACGCACCCACGCCGCGCUACACUUUUCAGCACACGACUAAUUCCUGAAUAAUGUUUGGGCUAAAAUGUGUUUAAAAUACACAAUGAAAACAAUAACUCAAUCCGCGAGAUGAGUUUAUUUGUAGACCUGAGGCAGAUCAGAACGUCGGUUACGAACCUGUCGGAAAUGGUUGACAAGUUGUCCUCUUCAGUUCGGAGGGACUCUCUAAAAGAGGAAGUUUCUAAAACAUCAGAACCAAUGGCCUACGGAAGUCCGAUGUCUUCCAUAUUUAAACCGACGACCUUGGGGUUCGGUGUAAGAUUUUCCAGUCAAGAAGAUAUUUACAAGGACAUGCCUUCAUCUAGGCUACGAAGUCACAUGUCACUUCCUAAUUUAGGAAAAACUGAAGCUGCCUUUGACAGGGCGUCCUCGUCGCGAUUUGGAGAUCGCCCUAAAAUAGUAGAGAUCGACGACGAGAGGGGCAGCAGGCAGACCAUACAGAUAACGUCAGAGGAACUCAGCGACUGGAUCGUUGCCUCGAUCAACAGACGACCGCACUUUGAUGACAACGGUGACAUUCAUCCAAUGGAUUUUUUGGAAAAUGUUAAAUAUUUUAUCGACGAGCUAAAAAUGUCCCCAGAAAAACAGUUGGCUUUUAUAAUAUCCUGUCUCGAUGGAGUACCUUUGAUGUGGGCUCGGUGUUUUCGGAGUGAGUUUAAAGAUGUCGAGAGUUUUUACGCUACGUUCGAGCAGGAAUUUUGGGGUCCAGAUAGACAGAAGUCAGUGUUGUACGACAUGAAACUGGGGAAAUACGACGAGGGAAGUUCACGUAUGAGUAUGUCGGAGUAUUUUCUGCACAAAGUAUGUAACUACCGUCACUUGAGCCCGCCGCCUUCGGACUUGGAGAUAGUGUACUCGUUGGCGGCGCAUUUUCCGUCGGCUGUGGAACUGGAGUUGCGCCUCGCCCCAAAGCCCACGCUGCGGGACGCGUACCGCGCGCUGCGGCGAAGGGAAGGGGAGUCCGCGGAGUUCCUCCCCAACUAUCUGUAUGAGAUGUGCGAGGCGUUCCAGCGCGGCUCGCGUCCCGAGUCCACCAGGCGUCCGGACUCGUCACGUUCCACUUCUAAAGCAGACGGAUAUAAAAUUAAUAAAUAACCAUUUAAGUAAAAUCUUUAAACUAUAUAUUUUAAUACAACACUGUUCUUGUGUAGAUACUAUCGCACUACAUAGUUAUUUUUGAAUCUAUUACCUAUAAAGCAAAGCAAAAAGUGCGUGCACAGCCGCAACAAAAUUAUUAGUAUAGGUAGGUACUUUAGGAAACCAGCUUCAUAUUAAUUAUAAUGAAUCGAAUAUAGAGAAGAUAUGUAG
Molecule: messenger RNA, 1779 nt
Organism: Plodia interpunctella (Indianmeal moth)
Lineage: Eukaryota; Metazoa; Arthropoda; Insecta; Lepidoptera; Pyralidae
Exons: 2
Coding region: 541-1566 (341 amino acids)
Source: RefSeq, a predicted model, not a curated record